Messenger RNA from Ophidiomyces ophidiicola, 273 nucleotides. It is a transcript of the gene SEM1, whose product is annotated as 26S proteasome complex subunit. Gene Ontology annotation, biological process: proteasome assembly; double-strand break repair via homologous recombination; mRNA export from nucleus. Bases 1 to 273 code for a protein of 90 amino acids. The record is from RefSeq and is a predicted model, not a curated record. NCBI's taxonomy places the organism in Eukaryota, Fungi, Ascomycota, Eurotiomycetes, Onygenales, Onygenaceae. Gene Ontology annotation, cellular component: proteasome complex; proteasome regulatory particle, lid subcomplex. The transcript has 3 exons.
AUGUCUCAACUACCUGCAGGAGGUCCUGCAUCUAAUACUCCCUCUGACGAAAAGCCAGCACAAGCGACCAAAGCCCCAGCCGCUCUAGAAGAAGAUGAUGAAUUUGAAGACUUUCCGGUAGAAGACUGGCCGCAAGAAGAUGCGGAGGCCCUUGGUCCCGCUGGAACCAACGAUCACUUAUGGGAAGAGAGUUGGGAUGACGACGAUAAUAACGAAGAGUUUUCGAAACAAUUAAGGGAGGAAUUAAAGAAAGUCGAAGCUGUGAAGCAAUGA